This is a messenger RNA of Paramacrobiotus metropolitanus, 2135 nucleotides long. RefSeq lists its product as uncharacterized. NCBI's taxonomy places the organism in Eukaryota, Metazoa, Tardigrada, Eutardigrada, Parachela, Macrobiotidae. The transcript has 4 exons. Gene Ontology annotation, molecular function: protein binding. The record is from RefSeq and is a predicted model, not a curated record. The coding region runs from base 210 to 2045 and encodes 611 amino acids.
UCCAGACAAAAAGUCCAAAGAUGUAAAUACAAAUGGAAUGUGUUACUUUGGUCUUUGUUAUUUGUGUAGCUUCUUUUCCAAAUGUGCGUUAAUCGAAGUUCUGAGUUAAGUUAUGCGCAUGGAGAACUUUAGUCACAAAAUAUUUAUGGUAAAACCGUAAACCUCCCCAACCCAUCGUUUAGUUUCUGCGCACAGCAAAACACUGCGUAAUGGAUCCCGACGCACUGCACGAUGCCAUCCCCGAGAUCGUUCCCGUUGUGCAUCGUCCGCGUGAUCGCUCGCAUUCCCUCUUCGAGCAGGAGCAGCAUCUGCGCUUCCUGCAGAUCAAACACGACCCCACCGUCCUGCUGGAUAUGCCCCGCGAGCAGCUGCACAAUCUGAUUCUGUGGUUCUGCUCCAUGUAUACGGAGUCGUGUGUGCACGAGCCCAUGCCUGAUUUGUGCGUCCUGCACUGCCUGCUCACGACGGACGCCAUCUCCAUCAACGACCAGCUGCGACUGCCCUUCGGGGAUGGGAUGGAGACGCCGCUGUCGCUGGCCAUCCUGGCGCGGAAUAUGAGUUUGGUGGCGUAUUUGCUGAAGAUGGGCGCCUCGCCGGAUACAUUGGUCGGCUCGGAUCCCAACGUCAGGCGACCCACACGGCUGGCCUUCGAUCGCCUGGAUGGGAAUUUAAUUGAAGUCUUCAGUCAUGUUAUUGCGCUGUGCGAGCGACCGGUGCGGAGUUCCAUGGACGAAGCGCUGUUGACAAGCAACUUGGAAGGGAAUGACUUCGUGCAGUGCGUGCAGGAUCAUGACAUGGUUAUGGGAUUCAGUGAAGGGAUUGAGUACGAUAUGGCGGAAGCGAAACUGGAUCCCACUGUGGUAGAGAAAUGGAGUAAAUUGCACUGUUGUUAUGUUUUUGCCCGUAUUAUCAGACGGCGACCGACUGGACCGCUCCCGAGGGAUUAUUUCUUGGUGGAUUUGCUUUUGGCCAGCGGGAAGGUGUCGGUCAAUGACUACAUGGUAAUCAAUGGAUUCGAACGCGUUACGCCCCUCCACGACGCAGUGGUGGCCAAGAACGUUGAUUUCGUCCGUUACCUCCUGCAAAAGCACCACGCCGACCCCAAUCGCCGCAGCUACGUGGACGGACUGCCCUUCCACGAUGUCACGCACAUUGUCUAUCCCCUGUCGACGGCACUGCGCGCCUAUUGGCUGCUGCGGGACGGCGAGGAGAUGGCCUACACCGCCAUGGCCACGUUGCUGCUGGAUGCCGGGACGCGGGUGGACGUCCAGGUGGAGGCCAUCCACGGGAUUACGCAGCCGGAUGUGAUUUCCAUCGUGGACCUGAAGGAGACCAUGCACUUCUGCCAGAUGCUUAAGCUGCUCGUGGAGCGGACACCGGGUUUGCUAGUGCAGCUGCGGACGCCCCUGUCGUACAGCCUUCCGACGUUGCUCGGCUCCUGCGAGCAUAAAUGGCUGCGACAAGGCCCCGCCACCGAACCGAUGCGGUACUCUCCCACCUUCGACCAGGUCUUCACGGAAUGCGUCCCCCUCAUCCAGCUGGCCAUCAGCCUGGGUGCACCGUAUCCCAAGCAGGAUAUCCUCAUCUCCCUGGCUGCCUCGCGCUCCUAUCUGACACUGGCCUCCUUAGCUUACCUCCUGGGAGAUCGGCUGCCGUUGGAUCUGGAGGAUCCCAGCCGGAUUCGCUAUGUCGAUCCCUACACGUACCUGCACGCCCAGGCGGGGGUUCCGCCUAAAGACGCCUAUCUGCGGGAUGCCAUGCGGACCACCCAUCUGAUUGAGGUCCUGGUGCGCUCCACCGGAGCCAGUUACAAGUGGAUGCCGGUGAUGCGGCAGUUCUACUCGUUUAUCCGGAUGCCGUGGCAUGCGCAGCCCUUUCCCGCGAUUUUCCUCUCCCUGAAGAACCUGUGUAUGGGAAGGGUGAAUGAUCUGCUGCGGUGGAAGCGGUUGAGUGGCGAGGAAGUCGAGCGACAGCUGCCCAGUGUGAUGCAAGCCGAACUGCAGUGUGAAAAGGCAUUUGAUACGUUGGCGCACGUGGUGUUUUAAACGCACUCUUACCGUAGAUUUUUACCAUACUUUUAUUCGGCAUUAACGAUAUGCCUGCCUUGAUGCAUACUACUUCAAAUGAUUCAGAUU